Molecule: messenger RNA, 804 nt
Organism: Clavispora lusitaniae ATCC 42720
Lineage: Eukaryota; Fungi; Ascomycota; Pichiomycetes; Serinales; Metschnikowiaceae
Biological process (GO): mRNA splicing, via spliceosome
Cellular component (GO): RES complex; U2-type spliceosomal complex
Molecular function (GO): RNA binding
Source: RefSeq, a predicted model, not a curated record
AUGUCUCGUGCUGACUAUCUUUCAAAGUACCUAUCAGGACCAGAGGAAAAAAAAAAGAAGAAGAAAUCAAAAAAAGGAUCUUCAGCUACGAAUGUUGCGGUCAUUGUGGGGGGAGUUCAUAGCAUGAAAGAUGAGGUUGAAUCACAGGAUGCGCUACUAGCUACGGCUCAAGAUGGAGAGAAUGAAUAUCUUCCGGCAAAAGUUGAACUUCCUAUUGCUCUGAAAGAGAAUAAAGGGUUCAAGAGAAUCGAUAAUGGACAAAUUAGCAAACCCAUGGAGACUCAAACUGUCGCAAAAGAGCAACCCAAGACGGUCUACAGAGAUCAAAGUGGACGCAUUAUCGACUUGGAUACAAAGAGACAAGAGAUGAAAGAAAAAGCAGAAAAAAAAGCCCUAGAGGACGAACAGUUACGAGACCAGAUCAACACGGGAGACUUGGACAAACUCAGUCGGGAGGAAAAAUCACAAGCAGAAUCCGAGGCAAAGAGGUUUGCCUAUGCAACUACAGACAAGCAGUAUGUUGAUCACAUGAAAAGCAGGAGACAUUUUGAAGAUCCAAUGGCUCUGUUCGAAACUACGGAUAACAGUAGGCAGGAAACAACAACAAAAAUAGGGCGACCGGUCUACAACGAGGGUAUUCAUCCCUCAAACAGAUUCAAUAUUAAAGCUGGCUAUUUUUGGGAUGGCAUUGAUAGGUCCAACGGAUUCGAAGACCGUCUUCUCGAAAAACGUAACCAGCAAUAUGUGCAAAAAGUCACCACUAAGGCGUCUUUGGAAUCGUACACAGAGUACGAUUUUGAGUAG